CAUACGUAUUCUUAUUCGCUAGGUGUGUGUACAUUUCUUAGCGUCUAUUUCGUUUAUUUCUCUCAUGAUAUAGGUUGAAAUAUGGUCACCUAGUUGGAUUAUCCCUUUCAAUAAUUGUUAAAGCAAUUAACCCUGUCUAAUGAGAUGUCUUCUGUCGAAGAGGAAGAAAAGGCAAAUUUUACAUGACUGAGUAGACUUUUGGUUGACAAAGGAACUGAGGCUUUGAGGAAUACAUUUGAUACCAUCCAUCCACCUGUUAGUCUACCCGGAGUACUGGCUACAAUCAAAACAUCUCUUCAAAGGUUAAAACCUCGAGUUAUUAAUCAUUCCCAGUGGGAUUUACUGUUCCCUCCGUCUGGCAACCCACCAGAUUCCAAAACCUUUGAUGUCACAUUACUUACAGUUCUAUUCCGGAACAUUUGUGGCUUUCCAUCAACCGGAUGGAGUGCAAUGCCUCCAGAUACAGAUAGAUCAUUGCAAGCGAAUAUUGCAAGAAUUAAGUGGUUUAGGAAUGAUGUUUAUGCACAUGUAACAUCAACUCGAGUUAACAAUUCCACAUUCGUGUCUUUAUGGAAGAAAAUUGCACAGGCGUUGGUUGAAUUGGCAAUUCCCCAGAGUGAUAUCGAUGACUUAAAAACUUCAUCUUUGGAGCCUGAGGAUGGAAAGUAUGUGAAAAUUUUUGAACAAUUGAAAAUUAUUGAAAGUUCUAUAGAUCAUUUGACCAGAAUUACAGAAGAAACUCGGGAAGAAAAUGAGGAAAAUAUCUUACGAAAACUUGCAAAGCACAACUUUAAGGGUAAAAUUGAAAGAAAAGUGAAGUUCUUUCAAACUGGAACAAGAAAUUGGCUGUUAGAAAAAGUUGAUAAGUGGUUUCAUGAAAGCAAUAGUGAUUCCAAUAUGUUGGUAAUAACAGCUGGACCUGGAGUGGGUAAAAGCGUGUUCGCCGCUAAAAUUUGUGAUGAUUUUGAAAGGAUUGGAAAAUUGGCUUCAUGUCAUUUUUUUGAUUUUAAUAACUCAAAUCUAAGAGAUCCUAUGGUUAUGCUGCAGUCUCUCGCAAGUCAAAUGUGCGAAAACGUUCCCGGUUUUAAAGAGAAGCUCUUUGAUCAGUUAAAGCGCCCUCAUGAUGUUCUGAACCUAAAAGAUGCCUUCCAAAUAUAUUUGCAAAAUCCUCUGGAUGAAUUGAAAUUAGAUGAAUCAUGUUUGGUUGUGAUUGAUGGCUUGAAUGAAAGUGCUACAGAUUAUAAGAAUGAAAAUAUGGAUUUGAUCGCUGAAUAUUUUCCAGAGCUACCCGAGUAUAUCAAAAUCUUGAUGACGAGCAGGCCUGUGAUUUCCGUAAAAAGACUAGGGGCUGUUCAAAAGAUUCAUAUUGCAGAAAAUGACGCGAACAAUAACUCAGACAUGGAACUCUUUUUAAAAGAAUGUCUUCCAAUCCUUGUUGACAGGAAAGUACAUACAAGGGAUGUGGUAAAAAAGGCCAUUAAUAUUCACUCUCAAAAUUUUCUAAGUAAAACUAUUAGUUUACUUCCAUUUCUCGUCGAAAAAUGCGGGGCUCAUUUCUUUAUGCAUAUCACUUUCAAUUUGGGCUAAGGAACCGCUAUGACCUCGAGGUCAUUACCUAUCAGGACAUCAUCGAGUUUCUUCCAGAAGGGCUAAAUUCGAUUUACCUGCGAUAUUUUAAGCGCCUUGAAGACGAGCUUGAAGCCAUAAAGCAUGAAAAGUUGGAUGUAUUUAAGAUUUUGGAAAUGCUGGCCGCUUCUAAAGGAUCUCUUCCCCUCACUUUCAUAGCGCAGGUUUUUGGUUUAGCUCCAGAUUGUCGCGAAACGAAAGACAUAAUCAGCAAAGUUAAUGAAACCGUAUCGUGCUUGUUGUACGUUUCAGAUGACAUGUUAACCGUUUUUCAUAAAUCCGUCAUUGAUUGGCUCUUAGGAAAGGGAUACGAAAAUCACCAGUAUACAGUCAAGUUCGAUAACGGAAAUAGAUCGCUUUGGCUUUUAUGUGAAAAAGUUUUUAAAGAAAUUAAGAAUUCUGUUUACUCCGGGCAUAGAGUAAACUUAACAAGUAACGUAAAAUAUGCACUGGAACAUAGUUUAAAACAUCUAGAAGAGAGUAAUAUGGAGGUUGGAAUCUUUUGGUCAGUGGAUGUUGCAAUCCUGUGUUAUAUGUUGUUGGUCAACCCAGUUGUUAUAGGCGAUUAUUUGACCUUUUGGAGCAGGAUUCUUCGAAGUCCCCACAUUAAAAACGAGGAACUACGUGCUCGCAUUUCAUGGCAUGUCAUUGAACUUGGCAUUUUGCGUGAUCACUCGAGAUUAUUGAUUAUGCCGUUACUUUUCACUGUUUGUUUUAAACAACCUGUGAAAUCAUGGCAUGAAAUUUCAAGAUCAUAUUUAGAAGCUGUUCUUACACAUUCUCAACAAGGUUACUUCAGUGAGGAUGAGAAGAAAAUUGCAAAGUCGCUACUAUCAAACCAUUCACGAUUUCUUGAAUUGAAUUCUUGUGAAGUACCAGUUCUUCCGCGAGCAGUCUGGAGACCCAGUUAUGAUGCUUUUAAUAAAGACAUUGCUGCUGUUGCUUUAUCCAAUGAUAAGGAAAGAGUAGCAGUUGGAACAAGAAGCUCUAUCCAUGUGAUGUCCGUACCAACUUUAGUUGAACUUAUUGAAUAUUCAACACAAUUAAGAAGAGUUUCAUGCUGCACAUUUUCUCACGACGAUUCGCUCAUAUUAUUUGGAAAACUGGAAACAGCAUUUAGCAUCGCUGAGAACAAGGAGGUUUUAUUUUUCCCUGGAAAUGAAGAGACGUUCCUUUCCUGUGAUUUUUCUCCCAACGGUAAGAGGAUGGUGACUAGCGACGGUUCAAAAACCAUUAAACUAUGGGACGUUUCUAAACAAAGGUUGCUAUCGUCGCUUUGUGCUGAAUUUUCCGUUGAUUGGUGCACUUUUAGCAUUAACGGGUUAUUUAUUAUUGGAAAUUCAGAAUCGCUAAGCUCGAAGUCAAUCGCCAGUUACUCGUUUUGCGUUUGGAACGCUAUUACAUUGAAAAGGAGUGAUCAGCGAAUUAUAUCUAACAUGCACAGAAAGGAGCAAUCAGUUUUAACCGAAAGUAGAAGAAAAUGUGAGCGAUGUUUUCAACAAGGAUUCCAGAAACUCAAUUCGAAGCAAUUGAGCUUACGUUAUCAAUUUGGAAGCAAAUUUGUAACUUUGUGUCCAUGGAUUUGCAAAGAUGAAAAGUGCAUUUCCCCCCAGCAAGAGUAUUCUGAUUUUAGUGUCAUAGAAAGCAUUCUUUUGACAGCGUUUGCUGCCUGGAACGACAUUCGCGCGAUUCAUUUGUCUCUAAACGAUACGUUUUUGAAAUUGACAGAUGUAAAAGAUAAUCUGUGGCUUUAUACAGAUACGGAAAAACUGAUUGUCCUAAAGACAUUAACUCCAACACAAACUUCCUGUCCGUUGUCACACUCCACCGUGGUGUAUUCAAGUUCGUUUUCUCCGGACGGCUCUCGACUUGCAUCCUGCAACUCAGAUGGAUAUAUCAACGUAUGGAAUGUCUAUACCAGCCAAGUUCAACAACGUUUCAAAAUCAAUCAAUACGGGUCAAGAUUUUUAUGCUGGUGGUCGAAAAAUUUCUUGUUUGUGAUUAGCGGGUUUAACGGGAUUCCAAACUUAACGCGAUAUCCGGUAGAUCACAAUGUAGACAUCCUGUUUACUUAUAGUAAGGAAAUGCCCUUGAGUCAUUUAAAAGCUGAGCUUGACGGUUUAACUUCUAUUCUUGAUUUUUCUGAAGGUUUUCUCAGUUUUGUUUGCUGUCGUAAUGCACCCAUAAAUGUUCUCAAUGUCGGUAGAAAUGAUGGUCCUGUAAUGGUAAAUUUGCCUGGAAUUGAGCCUAAGAUGGAUGUCAAAAUCUCGCCUGGUGGUGCCUUUAUCUUUGGUGGUAAUAAAACUAAUCAUUAUAUUUGGAGAAGAAACUCGGAAAAAUCAGAUUUGUAUGAAGUAUUUUUUUCUCGCGAUGCUAUAACGAGUAAAUAUGGUCAUAGAAUCUCAUGUUCCUUCACAGGUAGCCCGCUAUUGGAUUUGCUUUUAGUUAAAUAUUUAAUACAUUCUAUGCAAAACGAUAUGAAGUGUCUCCUUCCUUCAUUCACUGCUGACAUAUUAUCGCAUGCGCCAAUUCGUGCGGUGCAGUGUGAUUUUUUUGAAAAGCCGUCGGGAUCCCAUCACCCUGCCCUACGUCACAGCAAACACGCAAUAUGA
Molecule: messenger RNA, 4238 nt
Organism: Dendronephthya gigantea
Lineage: Eukaryota; Metazoa; Cnidaria; Anthozoa; Malacalcyonacea; Nephtheidae
Exons: 3
Coding region: 1542-4238 (898 amino acids)
Molecular function (GO): protein binding
Source: RefSeq, a predicted model, not a curated record